Molecule: messenger RNA, 2155 nt
Organism: Neomonachus schauinslandi (Hawaiian monk seal)
Lineage: Eukaryota; Metazoa; Chordata; Mammalia; Carnivora; Phocidae
Gene: SLCO1A2
Product: solute carrier organic anion transporter family member 1A2
Exons: 14
Coding region: 1-2013 (670 amino acids)
Biological process (GO): transmembrane transport; bile acid and bile salt transport; sodium-independent organic anion transport
Cellular component (GO): membrane
Molecular function (GO): bile acid transmembrane transporter activity; protein binding
Source: RefSeq, a predicted model, not a curated record
AUGGCAGAAAUUGAGAAAAGAAUUGAAACCCAUAGAAUAAGAUGUCUUUCCAAGCUGAAGGUGUUUCUUCUGGCAAUAACAUGUGCAUUCGUAUCCAAAACACUAUCUGGAUCUUACAUGAAUUCCAUGCUCACACAAAUAGAGAGACAAUUCAACAUCCCUACAUUUCUAGUCGGAUUUAUUAACGGGAGCUUUGAGAUUGGAAAUCUUUUGUUGAUUAUAUUUGUGAGUUAUUUUGGAACCAAAUUGCAUAGACCUAUACUGAUUGGUGUCGGAUGUGUGGUUAUGGGCAUAGGGUGUUUCUUAAAAUCUCUACCUCAUUUCCUCAUGGACCUAUAUGAAUAUGAAUCUACAGUUUCAGUUUUAGGCAAUUUGUCCUCAAACAGUUUCUUGUGUAUGGAAAACGGAACCCAGAUUUUCAGACCAACAGAAGAUCCAUCAGACUGUGUGAAAGAAGUUAAAUCAUUAAUGUGGGUAUAUAUACUAGUAGGAAAUAUCAUACGUGGAAUUGGUGAAACUCCCAUCAUGCCUUUGGGUAUUUCCUACAUAGAAGAUUUUGCCAAAUCUGAAAACUCUCCUUUAUAUAUUGGGUUUGUAGAAACAGGAGCUAUCAUUGGUCCUUUGAUUGGACUUUUGUUAGCAUCAUUCUGUGCAAAUGUUUAUGUUGACACUGGAUCUGUGAACACAGAUGAUCUGACCAUAACUCCCACUGAUACUCGUUGGGUUGGUGCAUGGUGGUUUGGCUUUUUGAUUUGUGCAGGAGUGAAUGUGCUCACUGCCAUUCCUUUUUUCUUUUUGCCCAAAACGCUUCCAAAGGAAGGACUAAAGAAUAAUGCAGACGUCAUUAAAAAUGACAAAAAAGAGAAACAAAGAGAAGAGGUCAAGAAGGAAAAGGAUGGAAUCACUAAAGAUUUUUUACCGUUCAUGAAAAGUCUUUUAUGCAACCCAAUUUACAUGCUUUUCAUACUAAUAAGCAUUGUACAGUUCAAUGCAUUUGUUAAUAUGUUCACCUUCAUGCCUAAAUAUCUGGAACAGCAAUAUGGAAAAUCAGCUUCAGAUGCAAUCUUUCUAAUCGGCAUUUAUAACUUACCUCCAAUAUGCCUUGGAUAUAUAGCUGGUGGUUUAAUUAUGAAGAAGUUCAAGAUUACUGUCAAACAAGCUGCCCACAUAGGAUGUUGGUUAUCUUUAAUUGAAUAUCUUCUCCAUUUUUUGUGUUUUCUCAUGAUCUGUGAUAAUUCUUCAGUUGCUGGCAUAACUACCACUUAUAAAGGAGUGCAACAAGAUUUAUAUGUGGGAAAUACCAUCCUUGCUGAUUGUAACAGGGAUUGCAACUGUCCAACUAAAACAUGGGACCCUGUGUGUGGAAACAAUGGUGUGUCAUAUAUGUCAGCUUGUCUUGCUGGCUGUGAGACAUCUGUUGGAACAGGAAUAAAUAUGGUGUUCCAAAAUUGUAGCUGCAUUCAAACAUCAGGAAAUUCAUCUGCAGUUCUUGGGCUGUGUGACAAAGGAUAUGACUGUUCCAUGAUGCUCCAGUACUUUUUAAUCUUGUCAGCAAUUGGCAGUUUCAUUUAUUCUUUAUCUGCCAUACCUGGAUAUAUGGUUCUCCUAAGGUGUAUCAAGCCUGAAGAGAAGUCUCUUGGUGUGGGGUUACAUACAUUUUGCACAAGAGUAUUUGCUGGAAUUCCUGCACCUAUAUAUUUUGGAGCUUUAGCAGAUUCCACAUGUUUACACUGGGGAAUUUUGAAAUGUGGUGAGUCAGGGGCAUGCAGGAUAUAUGAUUCUACCUACUUCAGAUACAUCUACCUUGGCUUGCCAGCAGCUCUAAGAGGAACAAGCUAUAUUCCAGCCUUUUUAAUCCUAAUUAUUUUAAAGAAGCGUCUUCUACCUGGUGAAAAUGCCUCUUCAGGAACUAUGCUUAUAGAGGCAAAGGUUACAGGGAAGGAAAAUGAAUGCAAAGAUAUGAACCAAAAUUCCAAAGUUUUGAAUGAUGAUGAAUUGAAAACUAAACUGUAAUGCCUUAUUAUAUCAUGCUUCCCAGAGUUGGAGAAUACACUACAGCUUAAUUGUUUUUAAAAUCAAUAGGGAUACAGAGUGUAACUUUUUCUAAUCUUUAUGAACCUCAAAUUUUGGUGUUUGUUGUUGUUGUUGUUUUUAU